Molecule: messenger RNA, 953 nt
Organism: Rhagoletis pomonella (apple maggot)
Lineage: Eukaryota; Metazoa; Arthropoda; Insecta; Diptera; Tephritidae
Source: RefSeq, a predicted model, not a curated record
CCACAGCGUAUUGAGAUGCUACUAAGCACAGAGUUAUUUUUUGCUUGCCUUCAAGAUGGCAAAAUAUCCCUCGGUCCUGGCCUACCUUGCUUACAAAACACGGCUUUUGGUUGGAUCGCAGGUGGGGUAAUUGAACAUUCAACAAACGAUUCUGCAUUCAUUUGCAAUAUCGCUGUAAACGCAGAGUCACCUAAGGCAGAUGAUAUUCUCAAGCGAUUUUGGGAAAUUGAAGAGUUCCCGCAAUCUAAUCCAGUUCUAUCAGAAGAAGAGUCUUAUUGUGAGAAACAUUUUCUUAAAAACGUGACCGUUCUCAACAACGGUCGAAUACAAGUCCGGUUACCAUUCAAAACCGCACCUUCUGUAUUAGGCAACUCAUAUGAAAACGCCAAGAAAAGGUUUCUACUGCUCGAGCGCCGUUUGAGCCGUAAUACUGAAUUGAAGCAAAUGUAUGAGAACUUUAUGAAGGAAUAUGAAGAUUUGGGACAUAUGUCGCGCGUAGUCGAUGUUGAGUUAAGCAACCCACAUUUUGUGAUACCACACCAUUGCGUCAUGCGACCAGAGAGUACAACAACAAAGUUGCGUGUAGUUUUCGAUGGCUCGGCAAGCACAUCAUCAUGUAAAUCGCUUAAUGAAAUACUAAUGGUAGGAGCAACUAUUCAACAGGAACUUAUUAUAACGCUUUUGUCUUUUCGUUUGCAUCGGUUUGCGAUCACAGCCGAUAUAUCUAAAAUGUAUCGCCAAUUUCUUGUCGAAAAGGAUGAUCGGAAGUUUCAAUUAAUUAUUUGGAGAAAUAAAGAAGAUGAGCCCCUUCAAAUGUUCGAGCUCAAUACCGUUACUUAUGGUUUAGCAUGUUCCCCAUUCUUAGCAAUCCGUAGUUUGUUUCACAUUGCCGAUUUACACAGCAAAACGCACCCAGUAGGUGCGGCUAUUAUUAAAAGGGACUUCUACGUAGA